Ectocarpus siliculosus is the source of this 1431-nucleotide messenger RNA. The record is from the annotation of a GenBank genome assembly. NCBI's taxonomy places the organism in Eukaryota, Phaeophyceae, Ectocarpales, Ectocarpaceae.
AUGCCGGUUCGCGACUGGGUUCAUUUCUGUUCUGUCUUUGACGAUGCUGUGUGUGUUGCUGAUCGGAUCGACACCGCGGCAGGAGAAGCAGUGGACAAGCCGGACACCGCUGCUGGUGGCCCUGGGCAGUGGAGGAGCGGGGUUUGGCACUGGCGGAACGGAUGGGAAGUACACUACGAGCGCGCAACCAGCAGGCGGCCGGCGGCCGGGGAACGGGAAGGGGAAGGUGGGGGGCAACGCCGACGGGAGGGUUCAACGACACCUCUUCUCCUGCUCCCAGGCUUCGGCGUGGGGACUUUUCACUUCAGGAGGAACAUGCAAGAGCUGUCCGAGACGCGCGACGUGUACUCGAUUGACCUUCUCGGGCAGGGGAAGAGCUGGCCCACCCGUGUCCCAUCUCGUGAGGACGGCCUGUGCUACAGCGUCGACAUGUGGACAGAGCAGGUCCUUGCUUUCAUCAACGAAGUAAUUGGAGAGCCGGCCUACGUCGCCGGGAACUCCCUGGGAGGAUACAUCGCCGCCAACCUCGCCGCGAACUACCCCCGCGCCGUGCUAGGACUGGCGCUCAUGAAUGCCACACCUUUUUGGGCGUUUCGAAAGCCUAGCGCCAACGCCGCCUUAAAUGGAGGGGACGUUACGGAUCCCUACCCCUCCACGGAUCUUUCCGCGACCAGAGAUAUUUCGACUGGAUCCGCUACGAGUACGGGGAUCCCCACGGAUUCUGAGAUUGUUCCGGGAAGCCCCGCGACAAAGGGAGAGUCCCCGGUAGAGGGAAGGGGGGAUUGGCUAGGCUGGGAUGGGACUUUGCCCGCCCCGGCGGGUUUGUUCCGCUUCGGGGCGUGGUACUUCGACCGCAUGAGGGACCCUCGGACCGUAAAGAGCAUGCUAGGCGCCGUCUACAGCAACCCGGAGGCCAUCGGAGAUGAGGUGGUGUCGGAGAUCAUCGCAGCAACAGGGCGAGGCCCGAGCAACCAUGAUUACGGCGUGGGCGGGCACGAGGCGUUUACGAGCAUCGUGUUUUCGCCGAAGGUUUCAAUGAGCUUCGAGGAAAUGAUCGACCGCAUUCAGGUGCCCAUGGCUCUUAUCUACGGCAAGGAGGACCCUUGGGUGGUACCUCUGUGGGGACACCGAAUUAAACGACAGCGGCCAGAGACCCUCUACUACGAGGUUUCCCCUUCCGGCCACAGCCCUCACCACGAGACGCCGAAGACGGUGAACGCUCUAUUGGACGACUGGUUGGAAUACGCCAGCGCGGGAGGAUCCCCCCCUCUAUCGCGGGACGGGGAGGUUCUGGAGAUGCAGGAAGAGACCGGGACGCGGGUGCGGGCGACCCUUGUGCCAGACGCGAGACCGAGGGGGCCGGUGGAAUGGCUGGACACCGCUGUGUGGAGUUUCACCGGAGGGGGCGACGCUAAGGCGAAGCGGCCGUGA